AUGGCUACCAGUAACCCCGGAUUCGAGUGCGAUGAGCCGGCGGUGGUGACCCUCGAGCACUCGGCAGCGUCUUUCAGCGAGCGGAACCGGAAACCACCACCCGCGACGGUCGCGAGUACGUUGGUCAAAGCGAUCGAACGCAACUUUCAGACCGGGCCGUCGGAGAUGAAGUUGGUGACGAACAUUCCGAAGGUGCAGCGUGACAAGUGGGGAAAAGAUAUUGAGUUUCUGCUCUCGUGCAUUGCGCUCUCGGUUGGGCUGGGAAAUGUGUGGCGUUUUCCAUUCACGGCGCUGGAGAACGGUGGCGGUGCGUUCGUCAUCCCAUACUUGAUCGUGCUGCUGCUGGUUGGGCGGCCUAUCUACUAUCUGGAGAUGCUCAUCAGCCAAUUCUCGAGCCGGGGUUGCAUCAACGUGUACGAUGCUUCACCCGCGAUGCGCGGCAUCGGGGUCGGGCAGACCUAUUCAACGUUCAUCGUUAUGACUUACUACGCCUCGCUGAUGGCGAUCACAAUGCGUUACCUGAUCGCCUCGUUCGGGGAUCCGUUACCGUGGAGUGAGUGCAGUGAAAGCUGGAACGCAACCUGCAUCGAUUCGCGAUUGAUUACGAACCUGGCGGCCAACGCGACUUCGGCCGCCGUCACCUCGGCGGAGCUCUACUUUGUGAAGGAUGUGCUGCAUGAAGCGUCCACCAUUCACGGCGGCAUCGGUACUCCCGACUGGCGGCUAGUGCUUUGCCUGCUCGUGCCGUGGACUUGCAUCUGUCUGACGUUAAUCAAAGGGAUCAAAAGCUCCGGCAAGGUGGCGUACUUCUUGGCCAUUUUCCCGUACGUCGUGAUGCUGGUGCUGCUGGUACGCGUCUGCACGCUGGAGGGAGCGGCCGAUGGAAUGCUGUACUUCAUCAAGCCCCAGUGGGACCGCAUAUUCGAGGCGAAGGUGUGGUACGCAGCCGUGACGCAAGUGUUCUUCUCGCUCACGAUCUGCUUCGGGAACGUGAUGAUGUACUCGUCCUACAAUCGCUUCACGAACAAUGUCUACAGAGACGUUACGAUCGUGUCGGUGAUGGACACACUCACAUCGAUGCUGGCCGGGUUCAUAGUGUUUGGUGUGAUCGGUCAUUUGGCCCACGUGCUGGAUGCUCCCAAUAUCCAGCAGGUGGUGCGGGGCGGCGCCGGACUAGCCUUCAUCACGUACCCGGACGCGAUCGCCAAGUUCACGUUUUGGCCCCAGUUCUUCGCGGUCGCCUUCUUCCUCAUGCUGUUUGUGCUGGGCAUCGGAAGUAACGUCGGAAUGGCCACUACGAUUAUGACGGUCAUUCGGGAUCGUUUUCCGCACCUGCAACCGGCACUGGUAGCUGUGGGCAUCGCUCUUGUAGGAUUUGCGAUCGGCGUCAUCUACACCACACCCGGUGGCCAGUAUCUGCUCGAUUUCCUCGACUUUUACGGUGCCUCGUUCGUGGCCCUCGUGCUGGCCGUGUUCGAAAUGAUCACGUUCUCGUGGAUCUACGGCACAGCCCGGCUUUGUCGGGACAUCGAGUUUAUGCUCGGCAUCAAGACGGGUCUCUACUGGCGCAUCUGCUGGGGCUUCGUUACGCCCAGUAUGUUGACCGCCAUCCUGGUCUACCACAUUGCCACCUACGAGACGUUCAGCUUUAAUGGGUACAUCUAUCCGGAGGGGAUGUACGCGUUCGGUUGGUGUGUUUUUGCAGCCGGCGUUCUGCAGCUUCCGGCGUGGGCCGUUUACACCUUCCUCAAGCGCAAAGAGCCGGACUGGAAGGAUCGGUUCCUGCACUGCUUUCGGCCAACGCACGACUGGGGACCGGAAGAUCCGGAGCUGAACGCCAAGUACCACGAGUCCGUUUACAAGGACGAACAGUCACUGCCACGCGACAGGUCCAUCGCACGAAGGAUCUACGAUAAUGUGUUCAGUUAGACGCGCUAGGGCCGGAACCACCGGCAUCGGAACGAAAAGCUGCCCAGUCUAUGCCUUAGUCGAAUGUACGAAGCAAUAGCUUAGAUUCUCAUUUUUUCUACUCUAGCACAGUAAGACGCUAUAUCGGCUUGUUAUGUUACCGAGAUAAUUAAGAAUAGGAGGCGCGUAGCUGGCAGAAGUACGAUUCUUAUGCGGACAUUGCUUAAAAAGGGUUCGAUUGGUGGCGUAUUGUAGCAGAGAUGAAUCAGUUGA
This is a messenger RNA of Anopheles cruzii, 2181 nucleotides long. RefSeq names its product sodium-dependent nutrient amino acid transporter 1-like. Gene Ontology annotation, cellular component: membrane. The record is from RefSeq and is a predicted model, not a curated record. NCBI's taxonomy places the organism in Eukaryota, Metazoa, Arthropoda, Insecta, Diptera, Culicidae. The coding region runs from base 1 to 1929 and encodes 642 amino acids. Gene Ontology annotation, biological process: sodium ion transmembrane transport. The transcript is spliced from 6 exons. Gene Ontology annotation, molecular function: L-amino acid transmembrane transporter activity.